CUCGGCGGCGGCAGUGCGACCCCGACGUUGCUGUGCGAGCCCCGAAGACGUCAAACGCCCGUCGUUUGUGCGCAAAUCUAGCAACAAUAUAUCUCAACAAUAACGUGCCGUGAGUUGUCUCGCGUCGUUCUUAUCCACAACGCGUUCGUGUCGAUUGCAGUGCAGUGCAGCCAUUUUAACAAGCGAAUAUCGGACAGGAUAAACAAUUCGCAUCAGACACAAAUAUUGGAUUAUUUUAUUACCGUUACAUUAAGGUCAUCAAUGAGCCUACAGGGCGUUACAAAAACUACAAACAUGUGCUGAUGAAUAAAUAAAAAAGACAUCAAACCAAAAAAAUGAUAAAAUUCAGUGCGCGUGCGCGUUUUGUGUUUAAAUAAUUUUCCUCUUUAAAUUCAACUUCUUUUUCCGCUUUUAAAUGAAAAUGUGUAGAAAAUUAUUGUCGGCGCUGACGGCGCUUGCAAUGCUAGCAUUCACAGCGUCGGGUUUCCUGCUGGACGGCGCAACCAAUUCAUACUCGCAGUUCCGCAAGUGGGGCGGCGGCAUCAACGGCAGUCUAGAGUUUGAGUUCAAAACCGAACAGCCGAAUGGCCUAUUGUUAUACACCGAUGAUGGUGGCACGUAUGACUUUUUCGAGAUCAAGCUGGUCGAAGGCGCGCUGCGGCUGCGAUAUAAUCUCGGCGGCGGCGCGCAGAUCAUCACCGUAGGCCGCGAUCUCAACGACCGCCAUUGGCACAAGGUGCACGUGCAGCGGCACGAGGAACGCACCACGCUGGCUGUCGAUGGACAGUCACAAGUGCGUACAUCGCGUGGUAAAGACUUCACAUUCGGCCGCUUCUCGACUAACUCUGAUGUCUUCGUCGGCGGCAUGCCGACGUGGUACAAUACCAAGCUCACCUUACUCGCGCUGCCGAGCGUCAUCUUCGAGCCGCGCUUCAUCGGAUCCAUUCGGAAUCUGGUCUAUGCGGAUCAAGAGGGUGGUUUACCACGACGGCAAGAGACGCGACCAAAGGAUCAUAGGUGCGACAACGGGAUCGUGGCGGGCGCCGAAGGGGUGUGCAUACCCCAGACGAGGAUGCUGAAGGGGAAUAGCAGCGACGCGUGCGAGAUACGCGACCCGUGUCAACAUGGCGGCAUCUGCAUAUCCACUGACAGCGGCCCCAUCUGCGAGUGCCGCAAUCCCGACUACGAAGGCGAAUAUUGCGAAAAGGAUAAGGCACCAUCUGAGGCGGUUUUCCACGGCGCUGAGUAUUUAUCUUACGAUUUGACCAAGAAAGGUGGGGAGCCUAUUGUCAGCGCACAGGAUUCCGUUACGUUUUACUUCAAGACACGACAACCCAAUGGGUUGUUGUUCUAUACAGGUACAGGAGAUAACAAUGAUUAUCUGAACGUCGCCAUUAAAGAUGGCUGCUUGAUGCUUACAAUGGGUCUUGCUAAUGGGAAACAGGAAAUGCAGAUACGACCAAACAAAGUGCGUUUUGACGACAAUCAAUGGCAUAAAGUUAGUGUUCAUCGGCGAAUUCAAGAGAUUUCAGCAAUAACCAGUUUCUGUCGGUUGUCGGCAGUUGUGGAUGGCGUCUACGCCGACCACUCGCAUAUCGCCGGCAAGUUCACGAUGCUCUCGUCGAGCCGGCUGUACGUGGGUGGCAGCAUCAACGUGCGCUCGCUACCCGGCUCGCGCGUUCACACCAACUACGUGGGAUGCAUGCGAAAGGUGGAGUUCGUGGCGGACACGCUGCGAUUGAAUCUGCUAGAACUGGGGCGAUCCGGCAACGAUCUGAUUCAGGUCGUCGGCCGGCUCGAAUACAAAUGCCCGUCGGGCGAGACGCACGAUCCCAUUACGUUCACGACGAGGGAAUCGCAUUUGAUCCUGCCUGCGUGGAAUGCAAAGAAAAGCGGCAGCAUAACCUUCAAGUUUCGCACAAACGAAUCCAACGGUUUGAUCCUAUUCAAUGGCGGCAUACGACGACCAAGAGCUGAUCUGUUUGCGAUUGAAGUCUUCAAUGGGCACAUCUACGUGCAUCUGGAUCUAGGCGCUGGGCCUGCGAAGCAGCGAGCGUCGCGACGACGAAUCGACGACGGGAAAUGGCACGAGGUCGCAUUCAGACGCGCGGGGCGCGAUGCUCGUAUCACCGUGGAAGGUUUUCACACGGAUUUCAAGACACCCGAGGGCUCAACUAGUCUGGAACUGGACGGAAAUCUGUAUGUCGGUGGGCUUGGACCGCCAUUCACGGACGUGCCAGUGCCGUCCGGAUUGUGGACCGCAGUCCUGCAGCAGGGCUUCGUUGGGUGCUUCAAGGAUCUGGUCAUGAAUAACGAACCGGUCGACGUUAGCGGAUACGCCAGAGAGCAAGAUUCCGGAGCUAUUAAAACUCUCUGCCACGCAACUCCGGAACAAUGUCCAUCGCAACCAUGUUUAAAUGGUGGAGUAUGCACCGAGGGCUGGAAUCGCUUUGUCUGCGACUGCACCGAGACCAUGUUCACCGGUCCGACAUGCGGGAAAGAAGCAGCAACGUUAAACUUCAACGGUAGUCAACACAUGGAGGCCACCAUGGACCAAGAACAGCUCACUCAAACAGAGGACAUCGUCCUGCGUUUCAGAACAAGCAAACCUCUCGGUUUACUCUUGAUUACCAGCACGGUACAGACUGGGGAUCGCAUUGAGUUGGCUGUUGCCGCCGGGCGAAUUAGGAUGGCUCUGCGACUGGGGGUCAAAGACAAGAAGCAGGAAGAUAAGGAAAAAGAUAAGAUCUUAAUGGCCGGCCAGAACGUGAACGACAACGAAUGGCACACGGUGAAAUUCUCCAGGCGCGGUGCGAACCUCAAACUGCAACUAGACGGACAACCUCCAAACAGAGCUGAAACCUUUGGAAAGUAUAACACUCUGCAAUGGCGCACAAUCCACCUGGGAGGUCUUUAUCACCAGGAAGAAGAAAUCUCUAUGACCACAACAGUUCCCAACUUUGUCGGUGAUAUCCAACAGUUCUAUCUGAACAACAUUCCUUAUAUCGAGCUAGCACGCUCCUCUAGUUCAGAUCAAUCAAUCCUGGGUUUCCCAAAUAUCAAAGUUGCAGCUAAAUUUAUCAAACGCGCGACGGAUAAUCUGCAUCGACCUGUGACCUUCCGGUCAAAACACACAUUCAUGGGCAUGCCAAUGCUACGGGCUUACUCCUCAAUUCAUAUUGACUUCAUGUUCAAAACAAGGGAACCUAAUGGUCUUAUCAUGUUCAAUGGAGGGAAGAAAGAGGAUUUCCUCGCGGUGGAACUGGUUGAAGGUCAUGUUAACUAUGUGGUCAACGUUGGUGAUGGGCCGAUUCAUAUCAGAGACACAGUACGGACUAAUCUGAAUGAUAACAGAUGGCAUACUGUUGGGAUUAGGCGACCAUCUCUGAAACAACACACAUUGAUGGUUGAUGAGGAUAUUGUGGUUUCCACUAAUGAUGGAACUGGAAAUUUGGAACUAGAUGGAAUCUUGUAUCUAGGUGGUGUGCAUAAGGAUCUGUAUGCUCAGUUGCCUCAAGAUGAUGUGAGGUCUAAACAUGGGUUUGAAGGAUGCUUAGCUGGAAUUGAUUUAAAUGGAGAGAGUCCAAAUAUUAUGGAAGAAGCAGUCGUUCAUAGCUCUUUGGUUACUGCCGGAUGUGAAGGUAACACUGGACAAUCACAAAAAUGCAGUCAGAAUGUUUGUGCAAACGGAGGACUUUGUGUUCAGCAAUGGAAUGCUUAUACCUGCGAUUGUGAGAUGACCACAUUCACAGGUCCCACAUGUUCUGAUGAAUCGGUUGCUUAUGAAUUUGGACCUAAUCGAGGAAUUGUCACUUACACCCAUCCGGAAGACCGUCGUCCUGAAUUACAAGAAGACAGCAUAUCGUUAGGGUUCCUCACUACUAAAGCAGAUGCAGUUCUGUUACGCAUCGUCAGUGGGACAUCCAAUGAUUAUAUCGAAUUGGAAAUUGUGGAGGGUAACAUUUUCAUGGUCUACAACCUUGGCACAAAUGAUCAUCCGCUCGGUGACAUCUCUGUGAAGGUUAAUGAUAAUCAGUACCAUGUUGUGCGAUUCAAACGCUCCGGGGCAAAUUCAACUCUGCAAGUGGACGACUACAAUGUGCAAUAUUCUUAUCCUACAGGACAUCAGCUGCACGUAUUCAACAGCCAAUCGCAGAUUCAGAUCGGUGGCAAGUGGAGCAAGGGCAAGUCAAAGAUUGAGCGCUCGUUCGUCGGUGUAAUCUCCGGUGUGGUGGUCAACGGCAUGCGAAUUUUAGACCUGGCCGCCGAUAAGGAUGUUCAUACGUCCAUCAGAGGAGACGUCCAGCUGAUAUCUAAUAUUUUAGAUCGACACGGAUCGGAUUCUCUGCAGAAGAUGCAACAAACGCCCGCCUCCGGCUUUCCGGGCGUGAUGGAUGACUUGGUCUUCAGCGGCGCCGGGUCCGGAUGCAACGGCGACGACGAAGACGAAUGCCCCCCGCUGCCAGAGUCCGGUUCCGGCGACGAUGACCUCAUCACACCCGUCUACACGCCGACCACAAGACCACCGCCCACCGCUAAGCCGCCCCGACGACAGCAGACCAAAGAAGACGGUAAGCCCUGCGAUGACGAAGACUGUUUCCCGGGAUCCGGUUCGGGAGAGGUGACAGAGGAUGGUGGCUCUACCACUACAACCACCUCUAAAGAAACAUCAUCGGGAUCCAGUUUUGUUACAACUGAUGUCAGCUCAAAGAUGACAGAAGGAUCUUCAUCUGCGGGUACAGGAACACACUCAACAACUACCACCGCCGAUGGAACAGCAGGUGUUGGAGGUGGUCAUCAUACCUCAACAGGAAUUUCAACAAGUACUGGAACAACGCGCCAUGAAACCCCAAGUACCACUGAUCAGGAAACAACCAAGUACACAACCCCACUCACCUCAACAGAGAUGAGAACCACAACAACCACCGAACGGUAUAUUGAACCGCCUAUAACGCGUCCUCAUCCUCCACCUAUCAUCGACUAUCCUGCUUUCCCUCCAACUAAAAACCCGCGUAAACGACCCGAACGAGUCAGUUCUGAAACAUCGGAGAUUGUCGCCUUAAUCAUAGGCAUCAUCGCGGGUGCUCUCAUCGCGAUUAUCCUUAUAAUUCUCGUGAUACUCAAGUUCAAGUCUCGAGGGGACACCUCUUACAAAGUGGAGGAACACAAGAACUACCAACAACAAGGGCCCAAUGCCGCUCUAUUAGGAGCGGCGGCCGGUAGCGGCAGCAAUACCAACGGUCAAUACCCUCUAAAUGGGGCACUAAGGAACGGCGACAAAACGCAACAAAUGCAGCAGCAAGCGUACGCCGCUCAACAGCAACUCGCCGCGCAGCAGAAGAAGCGCGGCAGCAAGGACAUCAAGGAAUGGUACGUGUAAGCCGGUGAAAUGUGCGCGCGUGCCAUCCGGGUUGCCCGGUGGCGAAACGAGACACUCCGAGCCAUAGAAACUUUCAAGAUAUGAACUGUUAAUGCAAGACGCGGCAAGCAUAAUAAACAUAAACAUUUUGUGUGAACACUGUUAGCAUCCAACCUACGCAGAAAUAUUAAUGGACAGACAAGGCUUAAAAUCGUAACUAACGAAAAAAUGUGUACAAUUAGCAAAACCAAAGAGAGUAAUACCUACGAGAAAUGUUAAAAUGCUCAUAAUGCAAAUAUUUUACAAAAAAGUAAUACACCCCGAAAAAUUAUAUUAUUAUACAGAAUAAAAAAAGUGUAGAAGAAGUGCCACCGCAUUGAUAGCAACUGAACGAAGAAAAUGUCAAAUUUUGGCAUUACCUAAUAACAUAAAUGAGUAAAAUUUAUAAUUUUACAAACUAUAUGUAUCAGCUGAGAAUCAGGUGGCAUUUCAAUGAGCUAGGGGUACAACUUAGCACACACGAAUGAAGCUACACUAAUUAAUUAAAAUAAUUAAUUAAGAGCAAAUCGUAAGCAAGAUAAUGCUGUAAAACUGUUGAAAAUUGUUGAACCUUCAUCCUAAAUCAAACAUUUUAACGCUAAGCAUCGAUCAUCAUUCAUUCAAGUGCGCGUCAUCGAAACAUUUAAACUUAAACAACUAACACGUAAGAGAACUCGAAUGAUACCUAUAUAGGAAACGAUGAUAAGAGGUGAUUGUAUAAAGUGUGCAAAAAAAAGUAAAAUUGAGGCAUGAUUGUCACUCGACCCAUUCACCAUUUCUUACAUUUAAUGACUACGAUAGUUACUAUUAAACUACCUAAAUUAAAUUACCUGUAUUCAAUUUGAAUGAAAGUUUUGCAUUAACCAUUUUACAUUCUAAGCUUCGUUUAGUUCGUUGUAGAUCUCACCACUUAGACUACUCACUACGGAAUAUCCAUCAUGAUAAGACAAUGGCAUAUUCUGACGACUGACGUUUCUAAACGAAAUCUACUUAAUUUAAACUGUAUGUACUUAAAUGACGACGGGCAAGAUGAAGGAAACAUACGGCAAUGAAACAAAAUGCACAUUUUACAGAUUGAUUAAGGAUCCAUAAUGAAACCAAUUAGUUUUAGCGACUUGAACACACAAACACACAAAAAGUAAUACAGAAAUAAAGCGCAAAAGAUACAUGUUGAUCACCAAGACUGCUCUUUGAACUGAUGAAAAAUAAUUCAACUGAAAAAUGAACGCAACAGAUAAAUAUCGCACGAAUCAUAUCAUUUUUUAGAUUGUCUUUUGUCUUCUUUUCGCUCUCCGUGGACUGAGAGUGAGAGCGCCACGAGUCUGAACACUAUCAAAGAUUUCGAAACCUACUUAACUAAAACAAACCUAGCUAGCAAAAUGAAGCAUUAACGAAGAAAACAAUCGAAAAUUGUAGAAUCGCGCGAAAACAAGAACCUAAGAGUCGCUUUUUUAGUUCCUAGUCAUGCAGAAAUUUACGUAGCUCAAGUCAUGUUUUCGUAAGAAAAAUUGUAGAACCAAACAAGAAACAAAAAAAUAACUAUUACAUAAAAAUUUACAUGCUAAGAAUGAAGAAAAAUUGGUAAAACAAAAUGGAACCUUUGUAAUAUACAAUUGUACAGUUAUUCGGAGCAUUUCUAGGUUAAAUCUGAUGAUUAUGGUGAUCGUGAAUUAUGUAAACUCAAUUUUCCGAUUUAAGCGAUAAGGACAUUUGUAAUUAUCACACUGUAUAAUCGUCGAGUCUCCCUUUCUAUACCCCGUUACCACCCUAGCGUCCUAAUCCUAUGAAUUAUAUAUAUAUCCGUGCCUGCUGACGAAUUUACUUUUAUCAUCUACAUUGAUAAGAAAUCAUGAUCAACAAAACGAUAAGGUGUUAGGAGAAUCAUCAAAACAUCACAAUUCACCACCCCAAAAAACGCCCGAAGAAUAAAACAAAUAACUAGCGCAAAUAACUAAAGUAAUUUAACUUUAUAUAUUACAAUAUAAAGUUUUUAAGUAAUAAAUUUUGCAGAGUGGCGCAGCCACUGGAUUAAAAUUGACAUAGAAAAGCGAUGUUUGAUGAUGGAGACAACACAAUAAAUCAUUAAUAUUAUUACUUAUUACUUAACUAAAUAAUUUUACCAUAAGUAAUAGCAAUAUACGACGACGAUGAGACCGCGGGGAUGAAGAAGAUCGAGUAACGUAAAUAAUUAAUCAUAUUAUUAUAGAUAUGCCAUUGCCCCGUAUGAUUUUCGUACAUUUAAUAAUAACGAUUACCUAAUGAAGUAAUGAAGAUAGUGAAUUGCAUCAAAUCCGCAAUAAAAAUUGAAUACAUUUCGUUGAAGAAAAACAUGUGCAAUUAUCGAAACGAUGAAAAAUUUG
This is a messenger RNA of Dalotia coriaria, 7758 nucleotides long. RefSeq names its product Neurexin 1 (gene Nrx-1). The record is from RefSeq and is a predicted model, not a curated record. NCBI's taxonomy places the organism in Eukaryota, Metazoa, Arthropoda, Insecta, Coleoptera, Staphylinidae. The transcript has 21 exons. The coding region runs from base 416 to 5380 and encodes 1654 amino acids.